UCCGGCGAGGAGCACCACGUCUUUGUCAUCGGCGACUGGGGCGGGAUCAUGAAGGACGGGCAGCCGCCAGUCCCCGCUGAUCACCGCGCGCCCGGGUUCAAACACGAGAGGGAGUUCGUGGAUGGCGUCGACGACUGCGCCCAGCAGAGAGUGGCGGAGCAGAUGAAGGCGAGGGCCGGCGAGAAGAACCCCGACUACGUGAUCAACCUGGCAGACAACUUCUACUGGGCCGGCAUUGACACGCAGUGCGGGGGGCCGUGCUACGAGUUCGCAGACGACACGGGCCAGUGGGCCCAGGGCUUCGAGAACGUGUACAACGGCCCAGGACUGGAUGGCAAGCAGUGGUUGGGCGUCCUUGGGAAUCACGACUACGGCGGCUGGAUGUUCAACAAGGGCUGGGACCGUAUUGUCGCUUACACCUGGGCGUCUGACCGGUGGAUGACGCCUGCUUUGUAUUGGGCUGCGAAAGUAAAUUACGGGGACUUCACGGUGGACUAUCGGUGUGUCGGAUUUCUUCACAGAUUCCAACGUCUGGGACACGUGGGAACCAGACUCUGAUGAAGAGGCCUCGCACAACAUCUGCGGCAGGAAGCACAACGAGGAGGGUGCGUCCUGUGGACCGCAGGGUCCCGAGUCGUUGGAAGCUUGCCCUGGCUGGUUUAAGAAUUUGUGGUCGCAGCAGUGGGAGUGGCUCGAAAAGGAGUUGCCCCUAUCCGACGCGGACUGGAAGGUUGUGGUCACACAUUUCCCUCCGAUCAUCCCGAAGUGGGGCAGCGACGACUGGGCGGGGCUCGCCAAUGCUCACGGUAUCGACCUAUUCAUCUCAAGCCACAUACACCAACAGCAAGUGAUCCCCCCGAACGCGCCCGGCAACCUGCUAGGCGGGGCCGCCAUCAUCAUCUCGGGCGGUGGAGGCGGCGUGACUUCCGAAGAUCCACCAAACCCUGGUGGAGACGACGACCAGUACGGCUUCUUUGAUAUUACGUUCUCUGCGUCUGAGAUCUCGAUAGAUGCCAUCACGCACGGUGGACAGGUCAGGGGUACCACCAAGAUCUUUCCCAGGCGAAGGAGGCUCGGCGCACAGAGCGAAAUGGUCAUCUGAGCUGCCCUUGACUUGCCUGGCCCAAUAGAGGCAAUGGCGGGCAGGCCUGCCAUGCGAAAUCAUGCGUGUGGAGGGAAGGGGGAGGGUCGGGGGCGGAGGGGCCUGGGGAGUGCUUCCGCAGUUCCGCAUCGGGCUUGUGCCGCACUCAGACCCCAAUCACUUGCCAUGAGGACAUUCACUGGACAUGUAUAGGUCCUGUGUCUUGAUUGCCUGUCGGCCGGAGCCUCGAGGCAGCACACGUCUCGCGAAGGCCACACGGAGUGCAAGCAUUAGACAGAGGUCCGACCCGUUCGUGCCCUGGGAAUGAAGGCGUGCCGGCAGGUUUGUGUAGCAGCGCCCAUCCGCUGGCAAAGCACAUCGGGUGAUCGCGCGUACACGUUGUCGCAGCACGAGAGGUUGCCGUGCGAAUGCGUCAAAUUCUGCAGGAUGGCGGCCACUGAACUCUUGCGACGUCCGCGGGUCUCUCGGCACGAGCCAGAAGUUGGUUCCAUUUGUUUCCUCCCGGGCCCCCUCUUCGUGUUCAUACACGUGCCCAUACCGAUACCCAUGCCGAUGCUUAUCUAUUUGGCAUGCGCAUCCCCAUAUGUACCCAUGCUCUGAUGUUUGUAUGCAUUUCCUUUCUCCUACCAAAGUGCACGGGCAGCCUUCCUCCA
Prorocentrum cordatum is the source of this 1755-nucleotide messenger RNA. The record is from the annotation of a GenBank genome assembly. Lineage: Eukaryota; Dinophyceae; Prorocentrales; Prorocentraceae.